AUGCGUGUGAUGUUUGUGAAGACUCCAAAACAUUUUCAGUCUGCCAGUCAGAGUUGUAGUAACGGCAACAUAUCUGUCAGGGACUCAAUAAAAAUAAUUGAUGUUUUCCCACACAUACGAUUUUGUGUGAUAGCCCACUCUGAUUUCUUACUGGGGAUCCUGGAGAAGAAGGACCAGAGGAAGAGUCCCAUGAGUGGCCUGUCUGGGCGGCUGCGGUCAGGAGGCGUGCGCGUUGUGUGUGGGGGGGUGGCGGAGGAGGAGUGUGUGGAGCCGGAGGCCUGGGGGGCGGACGGGGGAGCCACGGUGGCCAGUGGCUCCAUAGCUCCCAGCCCCUCAGCCUCUGCGCUGCACUACAGUGUUUUCCCCUCGCACGCGCUUGCUAACGGCCUCCGCAGCCAUGACAACCCGCGUCAAAUGUGCAGGCGCAGGAACGACGAGACGACGAACGCAAAUGUGCAGCAGCCGGACCGGUUGGAACGCCGCGCUUACGCCCACCUGGAAAGCGACACUCCCACGCCCCUACAGCAGGUGGAGACACACACAGCACAGCCCCUCAUGCACACAGAGUCGCACACACCAUCCUACACACACGGGGACACUCGCCCUGAGAUGGAGUUGGAAUCCUCCACUGUGCAGCCACAAACACACCGGCAGACGCCCUCACCACUGCUCAAGCCCAUGCCAUCCGCACACGCGUCCCCUCCCACAGUCACGGCCCUUCCUCCCGACCCAACCAAGCCCAACCACACCUCCACCUGCAACACAGGCCACGUGGUCCCCAUCGCUAGCCCAGCCGAGUUAGAGAGGAAGUACACGCUGCGGAGCUCUGGCCGACCCCGCUUCCCCAGCCACCUGCGCAAGUCCAGCCGGCUCCGCCGAGUGUCUGAAAGCACAAAAGACCGACAGGAGGACGAGCCGGAGGAGGAGGAGAGAACCUCCAGAGCUGUGCCCUGUCUCAUCGGCUGUCCCCCUCACAUCAAACGGAAGGGUAGGUUUAGGGGUGCGCGGCGCAUUGUGGUGAAAGUACCUCGAAUCCCUGUGCACCUCAGCCGCCGGCAGAAGAGCUAUAAGAUCUCCUCGCUAGAGGCAGUGUCGUGGGUGGGAGCGGGUAAAGAGGCCAACAUGGGUGUGGGCAGUCAGGGGAAAGAGGGAGAGGGACCUCCUCGAGAGCCCACGGCUCUGCUGCGCAUGAAGAACAACGGGAAGAGUGUCAUGGUGAUGUUCCCCCCUGGAGAGUUACCGGUCAUCUUGAAGCGUCGGCGUGGACGACCACCCAAACAGGCCCUGCCCGGCCAGCCCGACCUGAAGGAGACCCGGGCGGCCGCUGCGGCCAUCGCAGCCGCGGGAGGCAACGCCGACAUGCCCAAGAAACCGCGGCGACGCAGGCGGGUCAAGCUGCCGUCGCCUCAGCCCUGCUACGUGACGGAAACCAACGACACGUACACCGAGUACGCCGACGUCCUGUCCAAGCUGGCCUUCUUAACGCGGCAGCCUCCGCCCACCGGACGCUGCUCCCCGCCGCGAUGUUGGACGCCCACGCAACCCGAGAGUGCCAGCGCCACGCCGCCCAACCCCGCGCUCCCCGCGCUCCUUCAGAGACUCUCUGGGUUCCGGAGAAGGGGAGGAAGGGGCGGCGGGGCGGGUUUGAGGGGAGGAGGUGGAGCUGCGGGCCUCGGAGGCAGCAGCCCCAAAAGCUCCUUCUGUGACUUUUUCGAGACAAUCGGCAAGAAACGAAAGGCUCUGCCUUCUGAACCGGGGGCUCCGCGGAAGCGGGGGAAGGGAGGGGGACCCGGCGGGGCCGGAGGGGUGAACAGGGCCUCGCUUUCGGAAAAAAAACAAGCAGGGGAGGUGGAUCCUAUGGCCCCGCCGGGCGGGAAGCCACCUCGCAAGCGACGCUCACGCAAAAACGGACAGCUCAAAGCUGGCCAGGGGGUGGCCGGCGAUGACUGGGCCAAUGGGAGCAUGGCCUGGGAUGGUAAGACCACACCUGAGAGAGAGUCAGGCGGAAGAUACGGCUCCUUGUCCUGCACUGAGGGGAGGGGGAGCGGGGGGAUGUACGGCAGCCCGGGGGUGCAGAGCAGUGGCGGAGACGAGGCCCAGGGACUGUUUGCGGGGUACUUCCGCUCGCUGCUCGACUCCGACGACUCCUCGGACCUGCUAGACAUGUCCAGCCCCCCUGCCCGCAAGCCCCCCGUGGGAUUCGAGGGAUCGCCCCAGCGAUGGUCCCCUGCGUUCCCCAAGUGCAGCCCUAAAGGACAAAGCACUCCUGCGGAUGGAGGUCUGCCCCAGACUAAAAGCAGUAGCAGCACCCCAGUCAGACCUUCCUAUCCAUAUGGACAAAUAUCCCCAACUACGCCCACCUACUCCAAGUCCUCUACACUCUCCCAGUCCCGCUCCCCGAGUUCCCCGCACCCCUCCACAGGCUAUGCCCCUUUUCCCUCUGGCUAUACCAGCAGCACUGGCGCACACCCUCACAUACCAGCAGGAGCCGUUAGUUCACCCAGCCACACCCAGCAGCGGGCGAGUGACUGCAGCUUCGGUUUUGGGGCAAAGGCUUCGUCGUCUCCCUCUACCCAGUGUCAGAUGGGCUACGCAAACUACCAGCCCGCAGCCAAAUGCAGCUAUGGAGCCUAUAGUCCUGGCCACUCUGCCCUGAUGAGAGGGGAGGGCAAUGGCCCCUCAUCCCCAGGAGGGGGUUACAUGAUGAUGUCCAAAGCCAGCCACCACACCUCCUCCUCUGGCUCUCUGCCUGAGGAGUACAGGCAGUUUGCAGGCCAGUGGGGGUACCGCCAGGCCUGGGGAGGGAGCGAGGGUUUUGUGGGGAGCCAGUACCACAGCUAUGCAGAGUACACUGGUGCCACAACAUCUCCGGAGUCCAAAGACAUCCUGGACAUCUCAAACUACACACCUCAGAAAACCAAGCAAAGAGCAUGCUCAGACACCCUGUCUGAGUCAUCGUCUGACUCCUCACACAUUAGCGGAGGUGGCAGGGGGGCAUACAGACAGAGGGAGGUGCCCGUGGUGGAAGGACAGUCUAGUCUAUCAAGUCUGGAGAAGCUGAUGAUGGACUGGAACGAGAGCUCCACCGGCCCCUCCUACAACUGGAGCCAGAGCAUGCUGUUCCAGGGCGGCUCCAAGCCGGGACGUGGAAGGAGAAAACAAAGCGAGAGUCCGCAGGCUGAGAAGGAGGCCUGUCCUCCAGUGACUCUGCCCCCAGGGUCCCCCGUGAGCCCGUCCUCUCACAGUUCAGGGUCCAAGCGGGUCGGGGUCGGGGGUCGGGGCUCGCGGGGGUCCCGAGGAGGGCGAUACGGGUACUCGCCGUGCCAGAGGGAGCGCUCUACCGCCAAAUCCAAGUUGCCGUCCCAGAAGUCUCCCACGAGGAGUAUGUUCCAGGAGACUCUGGACUACUACAGCGGAGACAGUAGCAGUUUGUCCCCGAUGAGCCACGGCCCUGAGACCUGUGAGUACCCGUCGCCAUACUCAGGCCACAGCUCGACCGCCUCGUCUGACGAGCGCGCCUCUCAGAUCUACCCCACUGACUCCACCUCCCUCUCCCCCAGCCCGUCUGUGCAACUGGAUGUCUUGAAGCCCUACCCCAAACCGGCCCAGGCCCCUCCCGCUCAGCCCUACUGCUCCUCCUCCUCCAGGACAUUUAGCCCCACCCUCUCCCCAACGCCCCGCCUCCUGCCUCAGUGUGGCUCAUCGGUGAGCAAGGAGCAGAUCUCGCAGUACGACUCGCCCAGAUACAGCUCCUCCCCUUGCUGGUACAACCCCCACGCCUACGAGGAUCCCCGAAACGCGUCCAAACGAGACCUGCCCAUGAUGAGCCCUGGUCUGAGAGCUGUGCCCCCUUCUCCUUACCCUGGCCCUUUACAGAGAGGCCCCCCUCACACAGGGGCGUGUGACCCGGAGGAGUAUGGGUACAUGCGAGGGGGCGUGCUGUGCCAGCUGCUUGACCAGUCCAGUGAGGACUGCUUCACCAGCCUUUAG
Molecule: messenger RNA, 3990 nt
Organism: Sardina pilchardus (European sardine)
Lineage: Eukaryota; Metazoa; Chordata; Actinopteri; Clupeiformes; Clupeidae
Gene: ahdc1
Product: AT hook, DNA binding motif, containing 1
Exons: 5
Coding region: 1-3990 (1329 amino acids)
Source: RefSeq, a predicted model, not a curated record